Messenger RNA from Pyrus x bretschneideri (Chinese white pear), 2248 nucleotides. Its product is annotated as ALBINO3-like protein 1, chloroplastic. Gene Ontology annotation, molecular function: membrane insertase activity. The record is from RefSeq and is a predicted model, not a curated record. The transcript is spliced from 9 exons. Gene Ontology annotation, cellular component: chloroplast thylakoid membrane. Bases 16 to 1833 code for a protein of 605 amino acids. Lineage: Eukaryota; Viridiplantae; Streptophyta; Magnoliopsida; Rosales; Rosaceae. Gene Ontology annotation, biological process: protein insertion into membrane; protein localization to chloroplast; thylakoid membrane organization.
CCGUAAAGUUGGAAAAUGGAAAGCCGAACCGGACUUUCCGGUUCAUUCCCCAUUCGCAUGAAUCGCGUCCAGCAAGAACUGCCCCACACUCACCUCCUCUCUGCAGCAGCUCAAUCUUUUAGGGUUUCCAAAUUUUCAAAAUUCCAAUCCCAAAUUCCCAAUCCCCCUCCAAAGAUGGCUACUUUAUUGUCGUUUCGACCCAGCCCAGUCGUCGCCCCAACUCCCAAGCCCCCGAACCCACUCCUCCCGCGAACCCACCACCACUACGGCUUCCCCCACUCCAAGCCCCUCCUCCGUGGCUCGCUCGCCGUGGCCCGGCUUGGCCCCGGCCCCGGUCUGAUUCCCGAACCGGAAGACGCCGGAGCUGUGCUGAUGGAGCUGUUCGGUAAAGCCGAGAGCUUGCUUUACACGGUGGCCGAUGCGGCGGUGUCGUCGUCGUCGGAGAAUUUGACUACUUCGAAACAGAGCAGCGAUUGGCUUUCUGGGAUUACCAGUUACCUUGAGAGCGUUCUCAAGUUUUUGAAAGAUGGGCUUUCUGCUGUGCACGUUCCGUACUCCUAUGGCUUCGCCAUCAUACUGUUGACCGUUCUUGUUAAAGCUGCUACCUUCCCGUUGAGCAAGAAGCAGGUGGAGUCCGCCAUGGCUAUGCGGUCCUUGCAACCUCAAGUGAAAGCUGUGCAAGAACGCUAUGCUGGGGACCAGGAGAGAAUUCAACUCGAAACUGCUCGAUUAUAUAAGUUAGCCGGCAUAAACCCUUUGGCAGGAUGUUUGCCGACACUUGCAACGAUCCCAGUGUGGAUAGGGUUAUAUAGAGCUCUUUCAAAUGUGGCAGAUGAGGGGCUCCUUACAGAAGGCUUCUUCUGGAUUCCGUCCUUGGCUGGUCCUACAACCGUUGCUGCUCGACAAAAUGGAAGUGGAAUCUCUUGGCUUUUUCCAUUUGUAGAUGGUCAUCCACCCCUUGGAUGGUCGGACACCUUGGCAUAUCUUGUGUUGCCUGUUUUGCUGGUUAUCUCACAGUACAUAUCUGUUCAAAUUAUGCAGUCAACACAGCCACAGAGCAACGAUCCAAAUGUGAAGAGUUCUCAAGCAAUUACCAAGUUUCUUCCUUUGAUGAUUGGUUAUUUUUCUCUUUCAGUGCCUUCUGGUCUAAGUCUCUAUUGGUUCACAAAUAACAUACUGACCACAGCACAAUCAGUAUGGCUUCAAAAAUUUGGGGGUGCAAAAAAUCCAAUUAGUCAAUUAAGUGAUAGCAUUAUCAAGGAAGAUGAACCCCAAAUUCUAAAGUCUGUCUCUGAAUUAAAGCCAAAACCAAAGGAUACCAGAGAAGAAGAAAAGUUGACGCCAGAGGGUCUACGACCUGGUGAAAGAUUUAAAAUGAUAAAGGAGCAAGAAGCACGAAGGAAACAACAAAGAGAAGAAGAAGAAAAGAGGAAAGCUGAAGAGGCUGCAGCAAAAGUGACUCAAAUAACUAAUGAGACACAUGAGGGAGAAGCCAGAUUACUUGAGAAUGAAAAUGGAGUUAACGUUGGAUUAGUUGGUGAAAAGAGUGAAGAACAUCAAUCUCAGACCACAACUUAUAAUUCCUUUGAUGCUAGAGUUACGUUGAAUGGUGAUCGGUCUGUACGGGACACAAAAGAAGACCACAACACAGUUUCCACGUUUCAGAUAGAAAACAGUGAAGUUUCUACUGAACAAGAGGUUGAUAAGAGGGAUGAGCAGAAGUUGAAUGGAAGUCUAGGUGACGUAAAGGAAGCAGUUGAAGUACAAACUUCCACGACCAUUGCGGAUAAAAAAGGUUCUGGAGAAAGCACACAUCAAGUGAGAGGGGAGUGACCAACCAGCCAGAGCGUAAGCAUUGUUGCGAUGGUAUUGGUGAGAUCAGAUUGAUAAUGCUAGUUAUAUAUGUCCAAAUAGAAAAUGGGAAGCAGCCCGAACAUUCAGAAGCAAUCAACGGGGUGUAUAUUACAUCGUAUUCGAGAUGACGAGAAGUAUCAACAAGAAGAUGUUGAGGUUUUUAGCUGUAACAAGUUUUUGAAUGUGUGUAUAAAAGGCUGCUCUCUGCAAUCCCUUGUGCUUCUCAGUGGCAUGGCAUGUAUGAUCCAUGAAACAAAUUUUUCAUUAUUUUUGGUUAGGUGAGAAAGGGAAAAUGGAUAGGAAAUUUAUGCAGAUGAUGUCUUAGAUAUUCUUUCUUGCUCAUUGUGUCACCGCACAACUUACCAAUAAAUGAUAUAAAAUUUUCAGUUGGUUA